This is a messenger RNA of Batrachochytrium dendrobatidis JAM81, 387 nucleotides long. RefSeq lists its product as uncharacterized. Gene Ontology annotation, cellular component: transcription factor TFIIIC complex. NCBI's taxonomy places the organism in Eukaryota, Fungi, Chytridiomycota, Chytridiomycetes, Rhizophydiales. The coding region runs from base 1 to 387 and encodes 128 amino acids. The record is from RefSeq and is a predicted model, not a curated record. The transcript is spliced from 2 exons. Gene Ontology annotation, biological process: transcription by RNA polymerase III.
AUGCUUACUGAUUCAGAUAUAGUGGAAGAGACUGCAUAUGUAGUUCUUGAUUUAGGACAAGAAGUGAAUGCCGAGACUCUACGCAAAGAAGUACUCGAGCAUAACGGUAUAUCAUUAAUUGGUAUGGACUCACCCAAGCCAGUGCUACGAAUUGGAAAUUGGGUAUUUCAAGGCGAGCCUGAUAUAGUUAUCGGCACUGAUUUGUUAUUUAAAGUAGCUGCAGCACCACAAUCUGAAUUAGUGUCAUCCUCAGAUCAAAGUCCUCAAUCUAGCACAGACCAGUGGAAAAGGGAAACGCCAACUAAAGCACCAAAGAUUCAUCAUAUUGGGGAAGUUCGACGAAUUGUCAAGUUCAAUAGAGUGGAGCUAAAACGAUCACAUCAAUAA